Messenger RNA from Erigeron canadensis, 1002 nucleotides. RefSeq names its product mitochondrial outer membrane protein porin 2-like. Bases 1 to 1002 code for a protein of 333 amino acids. The transcript is spliced from 7 exons. Lineage: Eukaryota; Viridiplantae; Streptophyta; Magnoliopsida; Asterales; Asteraceae. Gene Ontology annotation, molecular function: voltage-gated monoatomic anion channel activity. Gene Ontology annotation, cellular component: mitochondrial outer membrane. The record is from RefSeq and is a predicted model, not a curated record. Gene Ontology annotation, biological process: monoatomic anion transmembrane transport.
AUGGCGACAUCAAAAAAUCGAAAUCCAAAAAAGCUGAGGAAAACAAGUAACCAAACACCACCUAUAACUUCAAGUCCAACAACAAUGAAAACUGGGCCAGGACUCUUCUCUAACUUUGGCAAGGUUUCUCAAGAUGUGCUCACCAAGGACUACCUGCUGGAUCGAAAACUUUCCAUUUCAACGACUAGUGUUACAGGCAUGACAUUUACAUCAACGACAACAAAUAAAAAUGGUGUCCCAGCCGCAGAUGUUGAAGCAGUCUACAAGUCUAAGAAGGCGUCAAUUGGUGUCAAUUUAGAUGCAAAAUUAAAUAUUAACUUAAAUUUAACUGGGAAGGAUCUUGUGCCCUCAACAAACACCAGUGCUUCAUUCAAACUUGGAGAUUUUAAAUCUAGCAAGGUCCCUGGAACAUUAUCUAUCACAGAGAUAGCCCCCUCAACAAAGACCAUUGCUUCAUUUCAAUUACCUGAUUUUAAACCUAGCAAGCUCGAGGUUUACUACUUUCAUCAGCAUGCUACUUUAACAUCAACAAUGGCUUUGAAUCAAACUCCGACUGUUGAUGUUUCGGCAACAUUUGGGACAACAGCAUUUGCCUUGGGUGCAAAGGCGGCCUAUGAGGCGUCUUCUAGUAAAUUCUUGAAUUUUGCUAUUGGUAUCAAUGUUAACUCACCACAUUCUACUGCUUCUAUGGUCCUGGAUGACAAAGGGGACACGGUUAAGGCAUCAUAUCUACAAUAUUUUAAUGUGUCAAGAAAGACUGCGGCUGCAGCGGAGAUUACCAGAAAGUUAUCAAAAAACAAGACCGACUAUGUGGUUGGAGGGUGCUAUGCAUUUGAUCAUCGAACAAUGGUUAAGGCCAGGCUCACCAAUUGUACAAAGCUAAGUGCACUCUUGCAGCAUGAGAUAGUUCCUAAAUCGAUUGUGACUUUAUCUAGUGAACUCGACAUCAAAGCCUUGCACAAAACUCCAAAGUUUGGUUUGGCUCUUGUGCUCAAGCUUUGA